ACCAGAAGAAGUCGAACACGGCCGACCGAGAGCCGAGACCCCCCAAAACCUCCAAAAUAAUUCCAAUUCCUCCCCUCCCACAGUUCCACUCCAUCCCUCGCCCCGGCCCCUCCUCGCUCCGGAGCCUCCUCCCGGGCCACCGCCAUGCUGCCCGCGCGCUUCCUCAAGCUCUCGCUGCUAUGCCGCCUCGGCGCCGCCCGUGCGGCCGGAGUGCCCCCGCCGUGGCAGACCAGGCAAUUUCCGGUGCGGGGUUUCCAAUCUCGAGGUUAUUCUGCCGGAGGAAGCUCCAAGUAUGAUAGACCGAUGAGACAGUUUGCUGAAGAGAACGAGUCAAAUUCUCGGCCACUAAUAUAUUACAUUGUCCCAUCUGCCAUUCUAGCCUUUGCUGGACUAGCCACUUAUGUUCACUAUAAUGAUGAGAAGCGUGCAGUUCCCUUAGGUAAACAAGCACAACAGAACAGUAUUCCCAAAAGGUGCACUACCAACAGACCUGCAAUCGGAGGACCAUUUAAGCUCUAUGAUACAGAAAACAAUGUGGUGACUGAAUCAAAGCUUCGAGGGAAUUGGACGCUGAUGUAUUUUGGCUAUACAUCUUCCCCAGAUGUGGGGCCGAAAGAAGUUGAGAAGAUCGCUGAUGUUGUUAAGCUGUUAGAGUCAAAGUAUGAUAUCAAGAUUAAACCACUCUUCAUCACACUUGAUCCUCAACGUGAUUCACCAGCUCAGCUUAAGGCAUAUCUUAGUGAAUUCGACCCAAGAAUAACAGGAUUAACAGGCUCAGUCGAUGCAAUAAGACAGAUGGCACAAGAAUACCGCAUUUUCUUUAAAAAAGUUGGUGAAGUUGGUCAGGAUUAUAUUGUAGAAAGUUCUCAUAACAUGUAUUUGCUAGACCCAUGCCUGGAGACAGUAAGAUGCUUUGGAGCUGAGUAUAAGGCAUCAGACCUUGCUGAGGCGAUAACAACGGAGAUCCAGAAAGCAUCUAAUUCAGCAGCAAAGUAGUCUAGUAGAUUGCCUGUGGUAGCUUUGCAGAUGUGAUGGUGAAAGAAUUUAUCUUCUGAUCGUUAAUUGGGCCUAAUUCUUCAGUAUCGGUAGUUUCCAAUGUCUGCUCUGAAGGUCAUCCCCUACCCCUGUGCAGCCUUGCCGGUGACAUGGCGAACCCUUCAUUUUGCCCUGCCUUCAAGUGAUUCAGGAUCCUAUUCCUAUCCUCGCUCUUUGCUGUAUAACUAGACUUGAGCAGAAGUGUAGAGUGCCUCACGCGACGAAUGUUUUUACGAAGUUACAAACCACCUGCAGUUUGGCAAUGCCUGCCUGAGUGAUUUUCAUACCAUCGUGUCCUCAUAUAACUCCAUGCGCUGAAACCAGAUGUAAUCAUGCUCCGUAGCACGGACUCGGGAACUCAUUAAUGCCUUUUGGAUGAGGUGAACAAGAAGCUUUA
Molecule: messenger RNA, 1432 nt
Organism: Aegilops tauschii subsp. strangulata
Lineage: Eukaryota; Viridiplantae; Streptophyta; Magnoliopsida; Poales; Poaceae
Product: protein SCO1 homolog 2, mitochondrial
Biological process (GO): mitochondrial respiratory chain complex IV assembly
Source: RefSeq, a predicted model, not a curated record